Aphanomyces astaci is the source of this 2407-nucleotide messenger RNA. RefSeq lists its product as hypothetical. The record is from RefSeq and is a predicted model, not a curated record. The transcript has 6 exons. Bases 683 to 2386 code for a protein of 567 amino acids. NCBI's taxonomy places the organism in Eukaryota, Oomycota, Saprolegniomycetes, Saprolegniales, Verrucalvaceae.
AGCGAACAGCCCUCACAUGCAGUGGGACGGCACCUAACCAUGUACUUGUACCACGCUUGGAAAUACCCUGGCCGCAUGCAACUCCAGCCUGUUGAGACCUUCCCCAUUUCGCUACGUUGGGUAGGGCGAUAUGCAUGCCCUUCACGGCGACGCCACCACAAGCAAGCCAUCAUCGGUCGAGUUUUCCAAGUACUGUCGGUGCCAGUCCAUCUUUGAGCCCAAAUACCUACGGACCCAUCGCGCCGGCGGCACCAAGGUCCUUCGGUAUAGAAAACUACAUCUCUCAAACCAUGCAAACUGACCCUUUGUCCUAUAUAUAUGGUUCCACGAUGUACUUAGGUGUUUUCCGCAUUGCUGCCCCGCGCACGUGUUCAGCAGCGUGUGUGGCUCGUCUGUGGUGACAAGAGUGACCGGUGACAGGGCAGAGCACUCGAUCACGUACCUCCGCUUCGAGGCAACGUACGACAAUGCGUUGCAAGUGGGCGAUGUGAUUCGAGAAGACGCGGUGCUGGCCAACCUUCGGCGGCAAACGCAUUGUGUGGGCGAAUGGAUUGCCAGUCACUACGACGUGUUGGAUGAAAACACAUGUUCCCGAGUGAGCGAAUUCAGUCCCAAGGCCCAGUCGACAUUGGGGUGGCAUUACCGGUGGAUUGGAGGGUCAGCAAGGCAACAACGGCAAGCUAUGCACACCCUUCGGGCGUACGUGUUUGAACGAAUCGUUGCACCGACGACCACCCGAACAGCGCACUACACCAAUCCCCCCGGCCAUGACCCCCCCCUUCCCACCCCCCUCUUGAGAGUUCUCUCCACAGCCUCAUCUCCUCCAUUUGUUGUCAUGUCAUAUCGACGUGCAUGCAAAACCUGCCAGCGCCAAAGCCCCGAAGACAUUGGCCAAUGUCAAUGCGAAGGCAUAUACCGCAUCCCCCCCCACAACCCUCCAUCUUCGCCGCUGCUCACCCCCCCGUCCACCAACCGCCUCGAGUGGGCUCCACCACCACCCGUGCUGCCACAUCAUCACCAGUACGACGCUCAUCGCCUCGGAUCCGUGGAGAGGGAGGAUCUUAGUGCUAUGGACGCCGGCGUCAUCCCCCUUGUACAAGUGGGCGACCGAGACAUGGAGACAGCUUUGGCCACCGUGUACUACUUUGUGUCGUCAUUUCCGCUUCUCCCUGCACAAAUCCCCCCACUGGAAAGGCUCUGGAACCUUCCACCCAACGCGGCAAGUCCUUUCCAGGCCAUGCACUGGUGGCUCCUUAACCACCCCCCAACCACCACGGUCAUCCCCCGACACUACGACCACAUCCUAGCUGCCGUCAACGCUGUCGUGGCCCACGCCUGCGUCCAUCAACUCCCCCAAGCAAGAGCCUACUUGCGCCUCCACGCAACGUCGCUUCUCCACAAAGCUGACCUCGAGCACACGUACCGCGAGCUUGUGCACCGCAUAUACGCGGCCUUGGACACCGUCGUCGCCCCGCUAGGCAUGACGUUAUUUAGCCUCGGUCAUGUCAUUGUCGAGAUCUGCGACGAGGUUCCCCUCUCAACGACAUCGCCUGUUGCUGUCGCUGCCGCCAUGUCUUCGUGUUUGACCCAAGUCCGUCGCCACAUGUCGUCGCCUCGAGCGUUUGAAUGGUUUGUCGCCCAAAUGCGUGAAAUGUACAUGGCGAUGGAGGUGCCAUCAUUGAUGGAGGUCGUCCGACCCCGCGCGUCGUCGGCGUUACUGGACGGGACGUGGGGCUUUGACCGCAUUGUCCCAAGUACGCACGAAAUGCCACCGCCGCCGUCCUGGCUCUGUCCGUCCAUGCUGACCGUCCUCCGCGCCACUACUAUGGGCUUGAUGGGGUUCCAUCUCACGACGGAGGCUUCCACGUCCUCCUGCAGUGUCACUAUCCAGGAGGCCAUGUUGUCGGACGACCAAGUGCCGUCGUCGGAAUUCAUCUUGGACCAAACGCAUCGAGUCGUAAGGGUGUUCCCCAACGGAGAAACCACCAUGGGCGUUGUGUCCCAUCUCCUUGCUGGCGAUUACAUUGGAGCAUACCAUCGCGGCGACGGUCGGGAAGGCCCGUCGAUGGCAAUAUCGCUGUUUAGCUGGCCGCUCCACGGAGUGGCUGCCCCCGACGAAGGCCAUGCAUUCCUUGGGCCUUCAAAGUCCAUGUGCUUCCAAGUAAAACUGCACGCAUCCUUGGUCGACUUAAACACUCUGCAUGUGCAUAUGCACGUGUUUGCUGCCCCGGAGCGACCGAUGUCCAACGGGGCAGCGGUCGAUUAUUGGGGGAUGGAUGCCACACAGCGCCAGGCGUGCUACGACACGCCAUACGAGGAAUUGGUCGUGGAACUUCGGGGCCAGUACCAGCGCCGAACAAAUACUGUAGCAUGGAGUAACCGAUAAACCACACCGAUGUGUUCUACU